This is a messenger RNA of Mirounga angustirostris (Northern elephant seal), 4997 nucleotides long. It is a transcript of the gene PTPN9, whose product is annotated as protein tyrosine phosphatase non-receptor type 9. The record is from RefSeq and is a predicted model, not a curated record. The transcript has 13 exons. Gene Ontology annotation, molecular function: protein tyrosine phosphatase activity. The coding region runs from base 704 to 2485 and encodes 593 amino acids. Gene Ontology annotation, biological process: protein dephosphorylation. NCBI's taxonomy places the organism in Eukaryota, Metazoa, Chordata, Mammalia, Carnivora, Phocidae.
GUCCGCGCGCGGCCGGCCCUCUCCGCCGCCUGUUUGUGAAUGAGGCGCUCGGUUUCUCAAUGGAGCCGCGGGGGGCUCGGGCGGACGCGGUGCGGCCGCAGCGCUGGCCCUGAGCCCGGAGGGGGGCGCCUCUUCCUCGCUCCCUCUCCCCUUCCCUCCCUCUCGCCGCCGCGGCUUUUGAGGAACGGGGCUGAGAGGCCGCUGCGCAGGUCGCCGGGGCCCGCAUCCCCGAGGACGACUCCUCACGCUCUGGAGGAGCAGGAGCGCGGCGGGGGAAGGCAGGACGCCGAGGAGGCCGGCGGCCUUCGGGAAAUUUCCGCCGCGACCCCCCGCUCCGGGCGUAGAAAGUUCUUGAGUUCCUAUUUCCUUUUUAAAUCCCGCUCGACUGUUAGCUCCUCGUCGGCACUUUAGUUUAGUUUUGUUUUUUUUCCGGGAGAGGAGGGGGAGUGCGGGGAAAGGAGCGAAGAAAAUAAAGAAGGAUUUCCGCUCCGAAGAGAGCGACAGUUGUGAGAGCUUUUCCUUCAGGAGACAGAAGCGGCGUUCGCGGCCGCCGCGGCCGCCCGGCCCCGCCGGCCCCACCAUGCGCGAGCCGGCCUCGCGCUGCUGAGGCGCGGAGACGCGGAAGCGGCGGCCGGCGGCACCCGGCUCCCCGCGCUCCCAGGCGCGUUCGGUCGGCCGGGCGGGCGGUGGCGGUGGCGGCGGGAUGGAGCCCGCGACCGCGCCCCAGCCCGACAUGGCGCCGGAGCUGACCCCGGAGGAGGAGCAGGCCACCAAGCAGUUUCUUGAAGAGAUUAACAAGUGGACAGUUCAGUACAAUGUUUCCCCCCUCUCUUGGAAUGUGGCUGUCAAGUUCCUCAUGGCCCGGAAGUUUGAUGUGCUCCGUGCCAUAGAGUUGUUCCACUCCUACAGAGAAACACGAAGGAAGGAAGGCAUUGUGAAGCUGAAACCUCAUGAGGAACCUCUCCGUUCUGAGAUCCUUAGUGGGAAAUUCACCAUCUUAAAUGUUCGGGACCCAACAGGAGCCUCCAUUGCCCUCUUCACUGCCAGAUUGCAUCACCCCCACAAGUCAGUCCAACAUGUGGUACUUCAGGCUCUGUUUUACUUGCUAGACAGAGCUGUGGAUAGCUUUGAAACUCAGAGGAAUGGACUGGUGUUUAUCUAUGACAUGUGUGGUUCUAAUUAUACCAACUUUGAGCUGGAUCUUGGCAAGAAAGUCCUAAACCUGCUGAAGGGAGCAUUUCCUGCUCGUUUGAAAAAAGUACUGAUUGUGGGAGCACCAAUAUGGUUCCGAGUGCCCUAUUCCAUCAUCAGCCUCCUCCUGAAGGACAAAGUCCGGGAGAGGAUUCAGAUAUUAAAGACAUCUGAGGUCACCCAGCACCUGCCCAGGGAGUGCCUUCCAGAAAACCUGGGUGGGUACGUCAAAAUUGACCUCGCGACUUGGAAUUUCCAGUUUCUUCCCCAGAUGAAUGGCCACCCAGACCCCUUCGAUGAGAUCAUCCUGUUCUCCCUCCCUCCUGCCUUAGACUGGGACUCAGUACAUGUUCCAGGCCCCCACGCCAUGACCAUCCAAGAAUUGAUGGACUAUGUUAGCACCAGGCAAAAGCGGGGGAUAUAUGAGGAGUAUGAAGACAUCCGCCGUGAGAACCCUGUUGGCACUUUCCACUGUUCUAUGUCUCCAGGAAACCUAGAGAAGAACCGCUAUGGGGAUGUACCCUGCCUGGACCAAACUAGAGUGAAGUUGACCAAACGAAGUGGCCACACUCAGACAGAUUACAUCAAUGCCAGUUUCAUGGAUGGCUACAAGCAGAAGAAUGCUUACAUUGGUACACAAGGCCCUUUGGAGAAUACUUACCGUGAUUUCUGGCUCAUGGUAUGGGAGCAAAAAGUCCUGGUGAUUGUCAUGACUACCCGAUUUGAGGAAGGUGGCAGGAGAAAGUGUGGCCAGUACUGGCCAUUAGAAAGAGACUCUCGGAUCAGAUUUGGCUUCCUCACGGUGACCAAUCUAGGCGUGGAGAACAUGAACCAUUAUAAGAAAACAACGCUAGAAAUUCACAACAUAGAGGAGCGGCAGAAACGCCAGGUGACCCACUUUCAGUUCCUGAGCUGGCCAGAUUAUGGUGUCCCUUCCUCGGCAGCUUCUCUCAUCGACUUCUUGAGAGUGGUCAGGAACCAGCAGAGGCUGGCUGUCAGCAGUAUGGGAGCGCGCUCCAAAGGGCAGUGCCCUGAGCCACCCAUUGUCGUCCACUGCAGUGCGGGCAUUGGCAGGACAGGUACCUUCUGCUCACUGGACAUCUGCCUGGCACAGCUGGAGGAGCUUGGCACCCUUAAUGUGUUCCAGACGGUGUCCCGCAUGAGGACCCAGAGGGCCUUCAGCAUCCAGACCCCUGAGCAGUACUAUUUUUGCUACAAGGCAAUCCUGGAGUUCGCAGAGAGGGAGGGCAUGGUGCCCUCCAGUCACAAUCUCCUGGCCAUGGAGGGUCAGUAACUGUCCCACGAUCCUCCCACAUGCUGGCAGCCUUCCUUAAACUACCCUGGACACCGCUGAGCCUAUAGGUUGCCAUCAGUUAUGCUGAAGCAAUGGACCAACCUCUUCCUCAUGUCUCCUGGCGCACUCGUGCACGCAAGGCAGCCUUUCCCUUUGGCUAGAUAGAUGUGGUGAAAUUGCCACUAGAAAGGGCCAGCAGCAAUGUGUUCUUAAUUCCUAGCACCUGCUAUCGAACUGUGCCUUAUUAAAACCAAAUUGUGGCUAUCGGUUUUUGCCAGGGGCCCCGAGGUAAGUGGGGAAGGAAACUCCCUCCCCCCUUUCCCAAUACCAUUCUCCUUCUCGAGGUCUCUUUUCCAUUCCUUCCCUUUGCUAGGAUUUGAUGGGGAGGUUUGGUGAGCAUCCACCUUCCUUCCCAGAGAGCUUGACCAAGUUACAUACUCUAGAGAACGUCCCGAGUGCCAAGCACGUUUAUACCUAGGGCGUGUAUUCCAGUCUUUUCUGUCAUUCUGUGUGUGUGUGUGUGUGCAUGCGCGCAUGUGCGCGCACACUUACAUGUAUGGGUCCAUAUGUACGUGUGUAUAUAAUAUAUAUUGUAUGUGAUAAUAUGGUCGUAUUCUAUAAAUACAUAUACACAGAGAUACUCCUUUGUAGACUUUCCUGGGGCUCCGUGUUGCAGUUCAGGACUCUGCUUCUUGGACCCAACUGUUUAUCCUGGACUAGCUGGGGCUGGGGAUCACUUCCCUUGUUAUCAGACUGCAGAGUGGUGGAAGAGGACACACACACACAUCCGCUCCUCAUGCUCCUGCCACAGGCCCUCAUUCUUACAUAAGGACUUACCUCUUUCCAGAAUACUGGAGCCAAGAAUUCUGAUUUGUGGUGACACUGGUUUAACUUAGCAUGAAUUGCCCUUAUCUAAUGAUUUUACUCUGUUUACUUUGCCAAUUUGGGGAAUAGACCUCCACUGUGAUUCCAGACCCUCUUUCCUCUCUCUGUCCCUUGGGGCUUGGGGUCUGGGAGUAAAGAUGAGCAGUCAGAGCCAAGAACAAUUGGUACGAAGUCUUAGAAGAAAAGAGAGGGAGCCCAGGUGUGAGAGAGAAAGGAAACUACUAUGAGAAUCCCUCUUUGGGAGAAUGAACUGGGGCCCCUUUUUCUUUCGCUAGAAAGUUCCUUUCCUUAUGCAACUUGGCCCUGUCCACUUAAAUGUCCAUCUCUUCCUUCCUAGCAGCCUGCCAGACCCUGGAGCUCAGGCUGGGUGGGCUCUGUGUCAAUAAAAAGCUUAACCCCUGGCUGGGUAGGGCAGUUGCCUGCAAUCACUGUUUGCCCCCUAUUCACCCAUCCUGUCCCUGUCUGCUCCCAGCCUGCCCAGCCUGAUGUGCCAGGGAUGGAAUCAAAGAGUCCCCAGCACUCCACAUUCGCAAGAAAAUCCUAGGAACCCAUAAACCUCCCAUCCCAGAUGAGGUUGGCAGCUGAUCAGACCUCGAUACUUUUAUACUGUAAUAAGCUCUUUGAAUGUAUAUAUUCUUAUUUUUACAAUCUUUUCAUUUUGUAUUUAACAUCAAUGGACUGAGUCAGAUUCAGAAAAUAAUUGUAAAUGUUCAUAUUCAAUAUCUUAUAGCGAUACAGUUUUGUAUUUACGUAUAAAUAUACCGACAUGAUCAAACCUUUUUAGCUUCAUCAAUUUAGUAGCAGUCUGGGCUGGGAAGGUGAGAAAGGGGUCCAAGAGCUGGUCUGGGAGGGAUGGGGAGGCAGGGUGGGACCCAAGGCCUGGGUAUCUGAGACUUUCAGUUCUCAGAGCCAUCUACUUUAUCCAUAGGCCAUAGCCCUAGCUGUGGGCAGGCAAAGGGAACCACCAGUCGAGUGCUUGCUGGGUGCCAAUCUCUGUGCUGGGUUGCUUUCCUCCCCCAUUACCUCAUUCAAACCUAACAAUAAUCCAGUGAGGUUAUUAUGCUCACUCCCUUCUAUUUCUAUAUAGAUGAGGAAGGUAAGGUCCAGGAGAUUAUAGUGAUUUGCUCUAGAACUGGAGCUCAGGUUGGUUUGCUCACAAAGCCAUUGGCCUCUUCACUGUGUUGCUCUCUUUCAAAGAUCAAGGUAGUGUUUUGUCCUUGGAAACCAGAGGGAAUAUUUUUUAGCUCUCCUUUCAGAGUAUGAACAGUUUCUAGAUUCCAGGUAGUUGAUCCUGAGCCCAUGCUGCAUGUAGGGUGACAGAGUUGGUGACCGGGGCUCCCAGGUAGGACUUCCUGGUGUAGGGUCCUGAGGUCUGCAGAGUACCAAAGGGAUCAUUCUCCCAGGAAACACCAUACAUAGGGGUACACUGGUUUUUGUGGGAAGAUCUCGAGUCAUUCAUUUGCAUCUCUCUCUUAGAAUGGAACCAGAAGCUUUGUCCAUGUAGCACCAUGCCCCGUGCCAUGUAGCUACUCCCUGUUGACCAGUGACAGCCUGCCCAGUUGGGGCAGUUCUGGCCUGGAGAGUGUGCAAAUAUUGGGGUGUUUUUUAAUAAAAGUAAUAGCUAACA